Messenger RNA from Hippopotamus amphibius kiboko, 1360 nucleotides. RefSeq names its product double C2 domain beta (gene DOC2B). Gene Ontology annotation, cellular component: membrane. The coding region runs from base 1 to 1239 and encodes 412 amino acids. Lineage: Eukaryota; Metazoa; Chordata; Mammalia; Artiodactyla; Hippopotamidae. The record is from RefSeq and is a predicted model, not a curated record. The transcript is spliced from 9 exons.
AUGACCCUCCGGCGGCGCGGGGAGAAGGCGACCAUCAGCAUCCAGGAGCAUAUGGCCAUCGACGUGUGCCCCGGCCCCAUCCGGCCCAUCAAGCAGAUCUCCGACUACUUCCCCCGCUUCCCGCGGGGCCUGCCCCCGGACGCGGGGCCCCGCGCCGCCGCGCCCCCGGACGCCCCCGCGGGCCCGGCCGCGGCCAGCGCGGGCCGCCGCAGCCCCUCCGACGGCGCCCGCGACGACGACGAGGAUGUCGACCAGCUCUUUGGCGCCUACGGCGCCGGCCCCGGCCCCGGCCCGGGCCCCGGCCCGGCGCGGCCGCCCGCCAAGCCGCCCGAGGACGAGCCGGACGCCGACGGCUACGAGUCCGACGACUGCACUGCCCUGGGCACGCUGGACUUCAGCCUGCUCUACGACCAGGAGAACAACGCCCUCCACUGCACCAUCAGCAAGGCCAAGGGCCUGAAGCCGAUGGACCACAACGGGCUAGCAGAUCCCUACGUCAAGCUGCACCUGCUGCCAGGAGCCAGUAAGGCAAAUAAGCUCAGAACGAAAACUCUUCGAAACACUCUGAACCCCACGUGGAACGAGACCCUCACUUACUACGGGAUCACAGAUGAAGACAUGAUCCGAAAGACCCUGCGGAUCUCAGUGUGUGAUGAGGACAAAUUCCGCCACAACGAGUUCAUCGGGGAGACGCGUGUGCCCCUCAAGAAGCUGAAGCCCAACCACACCAAGACGUUCAGCAUCUGCCUGGAGAAGCAGCUGCCGGUGGACAAGACGGAAGACAAGUCCCUGGAGGAGCGGGGCCGCAUCCUCAUCUCCCUCAAGUACAGCUCGCAGAAGCAGGGCCUGCUGGUGGGCAUCGUGCGCUGCGCACACCUGGCCGCCAUGGACGCCAACGGCUACUCGGACCCCUACGUGAAAACAUACCUGAAGCCAGAUGUGGACAAGAAAUCCAAACAUAAGACAGCGGUAAAGAAGAAAACCCUGAACCCAGAGUUCAAUGAGGAAUUCUGUUAUGAGAUUAAGCACGGGGACCUGGCCAAGAAGACCCUGGAGAUCACCGUUUGGGAUUAUGACAUUGGAAAAUCCAACGAUUUCAUCGGCGGCGUGGUUCUGGGCAUCAACGCCAAGGGAGAGCGCCUGAAGCACUGGUUUGACUGCCUGAAGAACAAGGACAAGCGGAUCGAGCGCUGGCACACGCUCACCAACGAGCUCCCGGGGGCCGUGCUCAGCGACUGAGCCGCCCCGCCUGCCCGCCGCCCCCACCCCUGCCCGCUGCCGCCCGGCCCGGCCCUGGGCUUCCUCAGUUGCCGCUAAGGGCCUCAGCCCCCAUGCUGGGGGAGCUCCGGGACGCCUGCUC